Molecule: messenger RNA, 1555 nt
Organism: Sinocyclocheilus rhinocerous
Lineage: Eukaryota; Metazoa; Chordata; Actinopteri; Cypriniformes; Cyprinidae
Product: WD and tetratricopeptide repeats protein 1-like
Exons: 6
Biological process (GO): negative regulation of fatty acid biosynthetic process
Cellular component (GO): Cul4-RING E3 ubiquitin ligase complex; cytoplasm
Molecular function (GO): protein binding
Source: RefSeq, a predicted model, not a curated record
GGUCACUCUGGCUGCGUCAACUGUCUGGAGUGGAACGAGAGAGGAGACCUCCUGGCCUCAGGUUCGGAUGACCAGCACGCCAUCGUCUGGGAUCCCUUCCGGCACACCAAGCUCAUCACUAUGCACACGGGACACGCAGCCAACAUCUUCUCCGUGAAGCUGGUUGGUUUGGUUCAAUGCUUUAAUGCACUCUAUAAACACUUAAAUGUGUAUUUUGGAUGUUUGAUCAGGGACGGCGAUCACUAUGACGCGCUGCGGGACUGUCUGAAGGCCUUGUCUCUGAACCCGGGUCAUCUGAAGGCACACUUCCGCUUAGCGCGCUGCCUGUUUGAGCUCAAAUACAUCGCCGAGGCUCUGGAGUGUCUAGAUGACUUCAAGGGCAAGUUUCCAGAGCAAGCGCACAGCAGCGCAUGUGACGCGCUUGACAGAGACAUCAAGGCGGCCCUCUUCUCAAAAACAGACUCCUCUGAUGACAAAAAGGGGAACAGCUCCAUCCGCUUCCAUAACUUCAGCCGGAAGGAGUCCAUCCCGGAGGAUGAGAUCGUGCUGAGAGAGCGCAGCUUCGACUACAAGCAUCGCUACUGUGGCCACUGCAACACCACCACUGAUAUUAAAGAAGCCAACUUCUUCGGAAGUAAAGGCCAGUACAUCGUGAGCGGUUCAGACGACGGCUCGUUCUUCAUCUGGGAGAAAGAGACGACGAACCUGGUGCGGAUCUUACAGGGAGACGAGUCUAUAGUGAACUGCCUGCAGCCGCAUCCCAGCUACUGCUUCCUGGCCACCAGCGGCAUCGACCCCGUGGUGCGGCUCUGGAGCCCCAGACCUGAGUCGGAGGAGAAGGAGAACUGUCGGGUGGUGGAGGACAUGGAGAGCGCGGCCCAAGCCAACCAGAGGCGCAUGAACGCGGAUCCGCUGGAGGUGAUGCUGCUGAACAUGGGUUACCGCAUCUCGGGUCUGAGCAGCCGAGGCACCGAGGGCUCCGAUGAUGAAGAGAGCUCGGAGAGCCAGGUUCAGUGCCGCUCCAGCUAGAACGACACCGGAGCGCCAAGCACCUUAGAUAUUUACUUUGCAAUUUCAGUGUGAGCCGCUCUGCAGAAGGAAGCGAGAAAACCAGCUUCCCUCCGAAGCCAAAGCACUUCUAGAUCUGCAACACAUUUUUGGCACCGUUCAGGUUUAAAGCUUGUUUCCAAAGUCGCACAGCGCUUGCGUCUUUCUAAUGCGGGGCUUGCUUGCUUUUGGACGCGAUUUCGUCUCGUUUUGUUUCUUCUCCGAAUGAACUUGAGCACCAGAGGACAGUAAAAAGAGUGUUACUGUUCAAGUAUGUUUAUAGGUCUGCAGCACUUUCUUCUGAAAUACAUUCUGGAAAAAUAAACAGUGUUUCUGUUCGACCCAGACUUGUGGAUGUUCUGGGACUGAAAAUGUUUGUUGUUGAUGACAAUGAUGAUUCGUUAAAGCAAUAAGCCCCGUGAAGCCGUGGUUUACGGUGAAUUUAUAAAAGCUAAUGGCCUAACAACGCCCCUUAGCUGUUAUAAAUUCACAGCUUCACGGGUCUUAC